AUGACGAGCUGCUACGAAGAGCAACAACAGGAGGAAGCACAGAUGGGUUCACUGCAAAUCCUUAAUGCCAUCAAGGCUAAAACUGAAGUCCCUAAGGUGGCGGCUAAGGGGCUAAUGUUCGUGGAGGCGAGCAUCAAUGGGACACCCACACGUGCUUUGGUGGAUACGGGUGCAUCCCAUAACUUUGUGAGCAUUGAUGAGGCUAGGAGGUUGGGCCUCCAAUAUAGUAAAGAAGGGGGCUCCAUGAAGGCAGUUAACUCAGCGGCAAAGACUAUACAUGGCAUGGCACACGGAGUCAAAGCAUGCAUUGGCGAGUGGGGUGGCUAUAUGGACCUAUCGGUGGUACCUAUGGACGAAUUCAAGCUAGUUCUUGGGUUGGAAUUCUUAGACAAGGGCUUUAAGAAAGGAGAGACUAACUACCUUGCUACGUUACUGGAGACACCCGAUGAUGAGUUAAUCCCUCCUCCACAAGAAGAGGUGCCUAAGGAGAUACAAGCUAUACUAGACGAGUAUACGAACAUGAUGCCUAAGGAACUGCCCAAGAAGCUUCCACCUAAGAGGGAGGUGGAUCAUAAGAUUGAGCUGGAACUGGAGUCUAAACCCCCUGAUUUGGUGCCUUACCGGAUGGCACCCCUAGAAUUAUAG
Messenger RNA from Cornus florida, 645 nucleotides. RefSeq lists its product as uncharacterized. Lineage: Eukaryota; Viridiplantae; Streptophyta; Magnoliopsida; Cornales; Cornaceae. Bases 1 to 645 code for a protein of 214 amino acids. The transcript has 2 exons. The record is from RefSeq and is a predicted model, not a curated record.